This is a messenger RNA of Amaranthus tricolor (Joseph's coat), 1161 nucleotides long. RefSeq names its product methylesterase 1-like. Gene Ontology annotation, biological process: salicylic acid metabolic process; jasmonic acid metabolic process. The transcript is spliced from 4 exons. Bases 133 to 921 code for a protein of 262 amino acids. Gene Ontology annotation, molecular function: methyl indole-3-acetate esterase activity; methyl jasmonate esterase activity; methyl salicylate esterase activity. NCBI's taxonomy places the organism in Eukaryota, Viridiplantae, Streptophyta, Magnoliopsida, Caryophyllales, Amaranthaceae. The record is from RefSeq and is a predicted model, not a curated record.
ACUACUAAGCAUGCAAGGACUAGUAUACAAACACCCAUUCUCAAAUUAAUAAGAAGUCUCUGUCAUCUAAGUGCCUCUCCAAGCAUGUUAUCCUAAUUUCUAAUCACCAAAAAUCAAAAACAAAUAAAAAAUAUGGAAAACUGUAGCAAAAAACAUUUUGUGUUUGUACAUGGUGCAUGCCAUGGAGCAUGGUGUUGGUACAAAGUUAAGCCCCUUCUCAAGGCGGCCGGCCACCGCGUAACGGCGGUUGACAUGGCCGCCUCAGGGAUCGAACUUAAAAAGAUUCAUGAUCUUCAAACAAUGCGUGAUUACUCUGAGCCGUUGAUUCAAUUCAUGAGAUCUGUUCCUGAUGAUGAAAAGGUGAUUCUUGUAGGACAUAGUCUUGGUGGGUUUAAUAUAGCUGUGGCUAUGGAAAUGUUCCCUCAUAAAAUUGAAGUUGCUGUUUUUCUUGCCGCUUUUAUGCCUGACAGUCGCCACACUCCUUCCUUUAUCUUUGAAAAGUUUAUGGCAAGAAUUCAAGGACAGGAAGAUUUUUGGUUGGACACAGAGUUUAAGGAGGGUGAUGGUGAUCCAAAGGAGACCCCCACGACCAUGCUAUUCGGUCUUAAAUUCUUAUCCAAACUCUAUCAUUUGUCUCCUUUAGAGGAUUUGGAGCUUGGAAUUUCAUUAAUAAGACCAUCUUCAUUAUUCCUUCAUGAUCUAUGCAAGCCUGAAACAAAGCUUUCGGAUGAGAAAUAUGGAUCAGUAAGGCGUGUUUACGUAGUUUGUGAAGAAGAUCAAGCAAUAUCACAAGCUUUUCAGCAAUGGAUGAUCGAAAAUGGAGGAGUUAAAGAAGUGAAGGAGCUUAAAGGUUCAGAUCAUAUGCCUAUGUUCUGCAUGCCAAAACAGCUCUCUGAUUGUCUUCUAGAGAUAGUCACAUAAUCUACUACAACCAUUAUUUGAUUUGGUGGGUCUUUAUUGAUGGAGAUUUUGAGUUUGACAUUUGGGUUUACUUUUAUCAUAUGGGGUGUAUAAUAACUUUUCAAUUAUUUUGUGUUGAGUUUAUUUUCAAGUUGGAUUAUUUAUUGAAUUUUAUGAAUGAGAUCUUCAACUUUAUGAUGUUAUUUUGGAGAUAUAUUGUAAUUCGGUUUAUGUGUUUCAUGAUUAUUACUUAUUGUAUUA